This is a messenger RNA of Haliotis rubra (blacklip abalone), 2793 nucleotides long. RefSeq names its product very long-chain acyl-CoA synthetase-like. The record is from RefSeq and is a predicted model, not a curated record. NCBI's taxonomy places the organism in Eukaryota, Metazoa, Mollusca, Gastropoda, Lepetellida, Haliotidae. Bases 151 to 2016 code for a protein of 621 amino acids. Gene Ontology annotation, molecular function: long-chain fatty acid transmembrane transporter activity; long-chain fatty acid-CoA ligase activity. The transcript has 11 exons.
GUAAAGCUGUGGUUACCCUGACCUCGUUAUAACGAGUUAAUCUGUGACACUGGUGUACAAAGCCCAGGGCUGCAAGCUUAUGCUGUGUUUAUUGUGACCAGCCCCUCAACGCUGUACGCCGUGUAAAUCUGAGGUUUCUAGGACUUGAAGAUGAUCCUGAUUGUCUUGGGCACAGUCCUUGCGACAGUGGCCGCCGUAGUUGCUGUCGUGAUGUUCACGUGUCCUUGGGUGAAGUAUGAUUUUCAAUAUAUCAAGAAAGGACUCAAGAUACUCAAAAUGGUAAAGAAGAAGGUGCAGACGCGAGAGUACGCUGUGGACUCGCUGGAGAGGCAGGUGCGUGAACGGCCCAAACAGACGUUCAUCAUCUACCAAGACAACAACUACACCUACGAGUUCGUGGACCAGAAAGCGAAUCAGAUAGCUCGGGCUGCCCUCAAGCUGGGACUCAAGGCUAAAGAUGUUGCUGCAAUCAUGAUGCUCAAUGAACCAGCGUUUCUGUGGACGUAUUUUGGUCUGCAGAAGAUCGGCGUGUCCGUGUCCCUCAUCAACUAUCACCUCCGCCACAAGGCUCUCGCCCACUCCAUCACCAGCUGCAAGCCUAAGAUACUCAUCGUAGGUCAAGGUGAGGAAUUGUCGUCUGCUCUGAAAGAAAUUCAAGACGACCUCGGUGAAAUCCGCAUCCUGACCCAUGACGCACACGUUCCCGGCCUGAAGUUCGAGUCUCUCGGCAAACUGACUGAGGGUGAGUCGGAGGCAACAGUCGACUACAAGCACAGAGCGGAAGUGACCCUCACGGACGUGGCAUCUUUCAUUUUCACUUCCGGUACAACAGGUCUACCGAAACCAGCAAUCGUUUCUCACAAGAAAACAGUCAUGGCCUUGGCCGCGUUUGAGGUGUUUGACUUCAAUGAGAAUGAUGUGCUGUACGAGGUGCUGCCGCUGUAUCACUCCGCCGGCCUCAACCUCGGCGUCUUCUCCGUCCUGAACGCAGGUGCUGUCAUGGUUUUACGGACCAAGUUUUCCGCCAGCAACUUCUGGUACGACUGUCGCAAGCACAGCGUCACUGUGGUGCACUACAUCGGGGAAAUGUGCCGGUACCUCGUCAACAGGCCAACGACCCAGGAAGAUGGGAUCCACACUAUCCGGGCUGCUGUGGGCAAUGGGUUGCGCAAAGACAUCUGGAAGGAGUUUGCAACAAGGUUUAGGAUACCCCAGAUUCUGGAGUUCUACGCUGCGACAGAGUCACCAAUAGGCUUUACCAAUAUCUACAACAAAGUUGGAAGCGUUGGGAGAGCCUCACCUCUGACGAAUUUACUUUUCCCGGCUGCCUUCGUUGAGUUUGAUGAGGCUACACAGACCGCAAGGAGAGAUGCAGAGGGGCAUUGCACCAGGGUGGGGAAAGAUCGCGUGGGGCUCCUGAUUUCGCCUCUAGAUAAGAUAAGGACAUUUGACGGCUACCAUAAUCGCCCGGUGGACAACGAGAAGAAGUUGCUCCGCGACGUCUUCAAAUCUGGCGACGUCUACUUCAACACGGGUGACCUCUUCUACGUGGACAACGAAUACUUCAUUUACUUCCAGGACCGCACCGGAGAUACGUAUAGGUGGAAGGGGGAGAAUGUGUCGACAAAUGAAGUAUCCAAUGUGCUGUCCACAGUCGACUUCGUCCAUGAUGCCAACGUUUACGGCGUCACUGUCCCAGGUUGUGAGGGAAGGGCUGGAAUGGCGGCUAUUCACCUGAAGCAAGACGUCCAACUGGACUCUAAAGGCCUGAAAGAUAUCAGUGAGCAUUGUGCGCAGGAACUUCCGGCCUAUGCUCGACCCAAAUUUCUACGCGUUCAACGGCAGAUGAGUCUGACAAGCACCUUCAAGCAGCAGAAAGUAGACCUGGUUAAUGAAGCGUUUAACCCUUCAAGCGUUGACGAGCCUCUGUACUAUUUUGACAGUAAAAGGAAUGCGUUUGAAGCAAUCAGUGAAGAUAUAUACGAAGACAUUGCAAAUGGUCGGAUAACGUUGUGAUAAGACUUUCUGAGAUCUUGAUAAAGUCAGGAGUUUUUGGACUAUGAGCAUCCAGGAACUCAUAGGAUCUCGUAACGCCUCGCGAUCUAACCAAGGUUAUUUGUCAUUUGCAUGGAAUGGAUGAUCAAACCAUGCCAGGACUCAACAUGCACCGCCUAUGUGAAAUCAACCAUUUCCACACGUGGUAUCAGAUGUAGUAGAAGUUGAGCGUCCACAUCUUCCGCUUUAAGUCCACGUCAGUUGGUGCGAUGAAAGGAUGAAAGCCUACUGAGAAAUACCGCAGCAUCUUUGCAUAUAACCGACCACAGUUACAGCAACAAAGUCUUCAAACUGUAACUGUUUGUUAUUAUUAAGUGAGUGUAGUUUUACGCCGUUUUUAGCAAUAUUCCAGCAAUAUCACACAAGAAAUGGGCUUCACACGUUGUUCUCAUGUGGGGAAUCGAGCCUGGGUCGCGUGACGAGCGAACGCUUUAACUACUAGGCUACCCCGCCGCCUAUAUUAUGAAGUACUAAAAGAACAAAAUGGUUGAAAAGGAUCGGGAAUCACCGAAUCAUAUUAUCUACAGUGCCUGUGAACUGCGUGUCAGUGAAAUAUAAUACUUGUCUGUCUGUAUUCGUGUAUCGUAUUGGUGUACAAGGGUAGUGCCAUAUACAGAGAUAGGGCUGAUAAAUACAACGCACAAUAGCAAUUACUAUCUUAUGUCGACACCUCAUAUAUGGCGUUUAUUGCAGCACGGUUUUGUAAGAAUCUGGAAGCAAUAAAAAAAUAUUUUCUUA